This is a messenger RNA of Ipomoea nil (Japanese morning glory), 3838 nucleotides long. Its product is annotated as 5'-3' exoribonuclease 3. The coding region runs from base 230 to 3466 and encodes 1078 amino acids. Gene Ontology annotation, molecular function: zinc ion binding; RNA binding; 5'-3' RNA exonuclease activity. The transcript has 23 exons. Gene Ontology annotation, biological process: nuclear-transcribed mRNA catabolic process. The record is from RefSeq and is a predicted model, not a curated record. Gene Ontology annotation, cellular component: nucleus. NCBI's taxonomy places the organism in Eukaryota, Viridiplantae, Streptophyta, Magnoliopsida, Solanales, Convolvulaceae.
ACCCGCCGCGCGAAUCGAAAAUCGAUGCCCGCCUUCUUUAUCCGCAUAUUCUUGAUUUCUUUGCAUCUUGCUUAACGUCGUUCUACUUCUUUCUUUUCUUCUUCAAAUUCAUUUAUCUUCCUUCCGAUUUACUACUACAUAUUAAUAUACAUAUAUACACUUGCAUACAUACAUACGUUGAUUGGAGUUCUGUGCGAGAUUCAGCGGUUUUGUUUAGAAUUGGGCGAAAAUGGGAGUUCCGGCAUUUUACCGGUGGCUGGCGGAGAAGUAUUCGAUGGUGGUGGUGGAUGUGAUCGAGGAAGAGGCGGUGGUUAUCGAAGGAGUAAAAAUUCCGGUGGAUACCAGUAAACCUAAUCCAAAUAAUAUCGAAUUCGAUAACCUCUAUCUAGAUAUGAAUGGUAUUAUUCACCCGUGUUUUCACCCCGAAGAUCGACCUUCUCCUACCACAUUCGAGGAGGUAUUUCGAUGCAUGUUUGACUAUAUAGACAGGCUCUUUGUAAUGGUGCGCCCUCGAAAGCUACUGUACAUGGCUAUUGAUGGUGUUGCUCCAAGAGCUAAAAUGAAUCAGCAAAGGUCUAGGCGUUUUAGAGCCGCAAAAGAUGCAGCUGAAGCGGCAGCUGAAGAGGAAAGGUUGCGUGAGGAGUUUGAGCAGGAGGGUAGGAAGCUUCCUCCCAAGCAGGAAUCACAAACUUUUGAUUCAAAUGUUAUCACUCCUGGAACUCCCUUCAUGGCCACUUUGUCAAUUGCACUCCAGUACUACAUUCAUCUCAGGCUAAACUAUGAUCCUGGAUGGAGAAACAUUAAGGUUAUACUCUCUGAUGCGAAUGUUCCUGGUGAAGGGGAACACAAAAUUAUGUCAUACAUUCGUUUGCAAAGGAACCUUCCUGGUCAUGACCCUAAUACAAGACAUUGUUUGUAUGGUCUGGAUGCAGACCUAAUCAUGUUGGCUUUGGCUACUCAUGAAGUCCACUUUGCUAUACUUAGAGAGGUUGUAUUUACCCCUGGUCAGCAGGACAAAUGUUUUCUAUGUGGUCAAAUGGGCCACUUAGCAGCAGAUUGCGAAGGGAAGGCGAAGAGAAAGGCUGGGGAGUUUGAUGAAAAAGGUGAUACUGAAGUGGUGGCAAAAAAGCCUUAUCAGUUCGUCAAUAUUUGGACCCUGAGGGAGUACUUGGAGUAUGAAUUCAGAAUUCCAAAUCCUCCUUCUGAGAUUGAUUUCGAGCGCAUUGUUGAUGAUUUUAUAUUCAUGUGUUUCUUUGUUGGGAAUGAUUUUCUGCCACAUAUGCCCACGCUUGAGAUCCGUGAGGGUGCAAUAAACUUGCUCAUGGCUGUUUACAAGAAGGAGUUUAGGUUGAUGGGAGGGUAUUUGACUGAUGGCAGCAAGCCAAAUCUUGGCUGUGUGGAGCAUUUUAUACAGGCAGUGGGGUCAUAUGAAGAUAAAAUAUUCCAGAAAAGAGCACGCUUGCAUCAGAGGCAAUCCGAAAGAAUCAAGCGUGAAAAAGCACAAAAAAAACGAGAAGAUUCUGUGCCUGAAGUUGAACCUGAAUCGUUGGUUCCAGUUGCUCGGUUUCAGGGUUCUCGUCUUGCAUCUGGCCCCUCACCUUCUCCAUAUCAACAAGGGUUUAGAUCUGACCAAAAGUUGCGGUCUGGAAAUUCUCAUGAUGGCCAUACUCAUAACCAUGCUACAAAAGUUGCACGCUUGGCAUCUGCAGCCACAGUAGGAGCUGCAAUUGUUGAGGCUGAGAAUAGCCUUGAAAUUGAAGUGCGUGAUAACAAAGAAGAUUUGAAAACCAAGCUGAAAGAGCUACUUCGUGAAAAGAAUGAUGUUUUCAACUCAGAAAAUCCUGAAGAAGACAAGAUCAAGCUGGGAGAGCCAGGUUGGAAAGAGAGGUAUUAUGAGGAUAAGUUCUCUGCAAAAACACCUGAGGAAAUGGAAGAGAUACGGAAAGAUGUUGUUUUGAAAUACACUGAAGGCCUAUGCUGGGUUAUGCACUAUUAUUAUGAAGGCGUUUGUUCCUGGCAGUGGUAUUACCCGUAUCACUAUGCACCAUUUGCUUCAGACUUGAAGGAACUUGCAGGAUUGAGCAUAAGCUUUGAAUUGGGUACUCCAUUUAAACCAUUCAACCAACUGUUGGGUGUGUUCCCUGCAGCAAGUUCACAUGCACUUCCUGAGCAUUAUAGGAAAUUGAUGACAGACCCAAACUCGCCUAUUAUUGAUUUUUAUCCCACUGAUUUUGAAGUGGACAUGAAUGGCAAGAGGUUUUCUUGGCAGGGCAUUGCCAAAUUGCCUUUCAUUGAUGAAGCUCGGCUCCUUGCAGAGGUUGCAAAAGUUGAACAUACAUUGACGGAUGAAGAAGCACGGAGAAACAGUAUGAUGCUUGAUAUGCUCUUUGUGUCAUUGUCUCAUCCACUAUCUCCAUACAUCUUCUCUCUUGAUCAUCGCUGUAAACAGCUGACUGAAAAAGAAAGGGUUGAAGCAAAGGAGCCUAUUGACCCAGGGGCAAGUGGUGGGAUGAAUGGCUAUUUAUCCCUCUGUGGGGGAGAUCCGUGUCCUCCAGUUUUUAGAUCACCUGUUCAAGGAAUGGAAGAUAUUAUGGAUAACCAAGUCAUAUGUGCAAUAUACGGACUUCCAAAUGCCCAUAAACACAUUACUCGACCUCCAAAUGGGGUUAUUUUGCCGAAGAAGACUGUGACAUUUGGUGACAUGAAGCCGGAGCCUGUACUUUGGCAUGAGGAUUCUGGAAGGAGACCUAGGGAUAAUGGAAGAAACAAUAACACAGGAGCUAUGACUGGUCGACAACUUGGUGAGGCUGCACAUCGACUUGUAGCUAAUAGUUUACAGAUAGCAGAUAGGGGUGACUAUGGUGAUCAUAGGUACGGACCGCCUACAUCCUACCCCGGUGCUUAUGGUCCACCAUUGCAAUCCUAUCAAACGAACAGAUAUAAUGGCCACGAGCACACAAGGUUUGUGCCUAAUUCAAGCUAUUCUGCUCGAGAUGCUGGAGGUUACCAGAGGUCAUCACAUUCAACAGUCUCGCAACACCACCUUUAUGAUGAUAAUCAUAGCCAGACUAAUGCUUAUUCGGGCUCUCAUCAUGCCUACAGGAGGCCUAAUCCUCAUCAUGAAAGGAUUGACCAAUCUGUUGCCCAGAGUAGGGAUUAUCAUAGACAUGGAUAUUAUGCACCAGGGUUGCAGCACAAUGGGGGACACUCCUACCACUCAGGUGCCACACACCAUCAACAUGUGCACUUAACUCCCCAUCCACCACCAACUCAUAUACCCAAUCACAGAGGAUAUAAUCAUCAACCUUACGAGUCUGGUAGUUAUAAUCAUUUGGGCAGUGGUCAAGGUCCUCAUAGCAACCCAGGUGGUGGCAGAGGAUAUAAUUAUCCACACCAAUCAAGCAAUCAAUAUGCAGCUUUAAAUAGGGGAUCAAAUAGACGACCACCUUCUGACUAUCGGCGCUAGAGGGGUAGUAUUUUAGCUUUGGACUUCUCAGUUUAACCUUUGUAGCUUUGAAUUUGAUGUUACAUCAACUCACCAAGCAGAUGUAUGGAGCCAGGGGAGGAUGGAUCAUCAGUGUUGCCUGGAGCAAUUGCUUGCCGAUCUGUUUUGUGCUUAGCUUUGUAAUUUGUACCAUAGUGUCUCAUUACCUCAUUAUUUUUAUGUUAUAUUUGUUUUUUUCUAAAGAUAUAAAUUUAAUGUACUUCAAUUUGUUGUAACCGGUUACUGAUUGACGGGAAAGGUUGUAAUCUUGGAUAAAAGUUUUUGUAUUCCGUUGAAUCAUUUGAACCAAUUGUUAGUUUGUUAUGGGAAUGAGAAGCGAGCAUGAUUAGAAUA